Impatiens glandulifera is the source of this 1293-nucleotide messenger RNA. RefSeq names its product B2 protein-like. Lineage: Eukaryota; Viridiplantae; Streptophyta; Magnoliopsida; Ericales; Balsaminaceae. Bases 166 to 1041 code for a protein of 291 amino acids. Gene Ontology annotation, biological process: response to endoplasmic reticulum stress. The transcript has 6 exons. The record is from RefSeq and is a predicted model, not a curated record.
AAAUUUCAAAUUCCAGUGGUUUUCAACGAAAUAGUGACUGAUAUCAACCAAUGGUGAUACGAUAAAAAUCUGGCUUUCCUCGCUGUUCAUCGUUUCUCUCGCUGGAUCCUGAAAUCUAGUCCCUAGGGUUUCUCUCUCCGACAGGAAUCCACUGCAAAUUUGAGGAUGGAAGGGAUGCACAGCUUAUGGGAAUUGGGGAAUGAGCAUCGUAGUCAAGUAAAAGCCUCGGAAGAUCACAAAUGGUUAAUGGCUGCUUCCAGUCUUGCAGAGCAGACAAGGUCAAAGUGUGAGAGAAUGAAUAACCUGGAUUUAUCAAAGGGUCUAGCUGAAAUAAGGUCAAAUAAAAUUGGAUAUCAGGAUAAUGAGAAUAUCAAAAACAUGUAUUUCAACAUGCUUAAUCUGGAGGCUAAGGCAAUGGAAAGUAUUAACAAGAGUUCCUUCCAAAAUGGUUCGUUUAACUUGAAUGCAUCUAUUUAUCAGAAGAGCAAUGCAAACAUAUCUGCAGGCAAGUACUCAGUUAACAACCUCAGUAAGGAGCUUAACAACAAUACCAGUGACUUUACCAGUGGGAACAACACACUUGACAAAAGGUUCAAGACCCUGCCUACUGCCGAAACACUUCCAAGAAAUGAAGUUCUCGGAGGUUACAUAUUUGUUUGCAAUAAUGAUACCAUGCAAGAAGAUCUGAAGCAUCAACUAUUCGGUCUUCCACCUAGAUAUAGAGACUCUGUGCGAGCAAUUACGCCAGGGUUGCCCUUGUUUCUGUAUAAUUAUACUGCUCAUCAGCUGCAUGGUAUCUUUGAGGCGACUAGUUUUGGAGGUUCCAACAUAGACCCAACUGCUUGGGAAGACAAAAAGUUUAAAGGAGAAUCAAGGUUCCCUGCACAGGUGAAAAUUCGUAUUAGGAAGAUAUGCAAACCGUUGGAGGAAGAUGCUUUUAGGCCAGUUCUACAUCAUUAUGAUGGACCAAAGUUCCGUCUUGAGCUCUCAGUGCCCGAGACAUUGGACCUGCUAGAUUUGUGCGAACAAGCUGGGGUGUAACAACCAUGAUUUUUGAAUUCCCUCGAGGAUUUGAUUGAAUGAAUAAAUGAUUUGUGAUAUUAGUUAUUUGUCCAACAGAUUUUCCAUGGAACACAAGCUUGUGAGGUUAAGUCUGGUUCCAGAGAGACUUACUUGUAGAAGCUGUUUGCCAAUGUGUUUGUUUUUGUUUGGAUGUUUGUUUGAAUGACCCCAGAAUGGGUUCUAUGAUGAAUAUAUAUUAUUGUCUUUUGUAUUACUUUUAUUUUCUCCAUC